Messenger RNA from Suillus clintonianus, 548 nucleotides. RefSeq lists its product as uncharacterized. The record is from RefSeq and is a predicted model, not a curated record. Lineage: Eukaryota; Fungi; Basidiomycota; Agaricomycetes; Boletales; Suillaceae. The transcript is spliced from 2 exons. Bases 102 to 350 code for a protein of 82 amino acids.
AGCAGGAAUAACUGGCGGUUUGGUGGCUAUUGCUCAGUAAAUUCCCACACUCUGGACAGACCUGCACAGAACAAGACAGUGCACCAGACACACAGAAGCCAAUGGCCAUCGUGUUGGGUUUUCACUGGGCAUCACUCAUUGUAGUUGGUGAAACGCGCGCCCUAUCAGAAGAUCUGAAACUAACCACUAGAAUCACAGUGGUGAUUGAAACCGGGGAUCGAUUGCCUUUGCUCUUCGGUUGCUCUUCGGACCCUUUCAAUCAACGAUGGCGAAGCCAAGCCUACGAUUACAUAUUCCGCAGUCCAACGUUCCACUAUCCGGUCCCCAUUAAUGUGACCUUGUCAUUCUGACUCGGAAUCUGCAUAGCACCGGCACCCACAGUCAUCGAUAUCCGCACCCUUGCUCGGUCACCGCACACCGCAAGUACUGAUCAUAGGUUUCGUAUACUCAAGACUCAAGCACAACACUUAAUGCUUAUCUAUGGCUUCGAAGGAGGCUACAUACUAUGUGUAUGUACAAUGACAGUACAAGUCACUGCUUGAAUUCAC